Messenger RNA from Stegodyphus dumicola, 1614 nucleotides. RefSeq lists its product as uncharacterized. Lineage: Eukaryota; Metazoa; Arthropoda; Arachnida; Araneae; Eresidae. The record is from RefSeq and is a predicted model, not a curated record.
AUGGCGGAUACAGCGCUAGCCCUGGAUCUAGGAGAAAAUGUAAGAAUUCAAGCAUACGCGGAUGACUUCAUACUGAUAAUUAAAGGAGGGAACAGGCUAAGACUAGAGGACCACGCCCACAGAGCGCUACAACAAAUAGACGAAUGGAGCCUAAAGUACAAGCUCCAAUUCAGCAUAGAGAAGACAAAGCUAAUACUUUUUCCGAAAGGAACAAAGCUUCACAGAUCACCAUCCAGAAUAAAAUGGAAGGGAAUCCCAAUUCCGCGUAAAGAUGUACUCAAGUACCUGGGCUUUGUAUUGGAUUCCAAGACAACAUGGAUUCCACACCUAAGUACAAUAAAAGAUAGGACCCAGAUCAUGAUAAAUAAACUUAAUAACAUAGUCUCACGGACAUGGAAUAUGAAGGGGAAAUUAAUAAAGAUCAUCUCUAAUAGAGCAAUAGAAAGGAUGAUCCUUUAUGGAUGUCCGAUUUGGCAUACAGGGACGGCACGGCAAAAGCAAAAAUUACUACAAAUACAAAGAGGAGCCCUCCUAAGUAUUACAAAAGCUUAUGCAACAACACCGACUUCAGCACUCCAAGUCCUUUCGGGAAUAUUACCCCUGGACUUGCGAGCAGAGAUGGAAAGGCAAAUGUACAGGCUCAUCCACUUUAAGGAAGAUACCAGAAUAGGAUACAUAACAAUCUGGGCCCAUGAAGUCGAAGAAAGACUUCCAGCCCUCCACAUGCACUCAGCAAAGAUCAUAAAGACAAAAUGGGACAAAGAUCCGCCACAGGGUAAAGAUCUCGAGACAUAUACAGAUGGCUCCAAAAUGGAGAACAAGGUAGGAGCAGCAUUCGUAGCUUUCCUCAACAAUGAGGAAAUCCACAGAGAACAAUACAGGCUAAAUGACGAAGCCACAGUGUUCCAGGCGGAAGUCUUAGCACUCAAAAGAGCGCUCCUUUGGAUAGACCAAAGGACAGAAAACACGCUUAGAAUAUUCACUGACAGCUUAAGCACGCUACAGAGCUUAAAUAGUAUAGAACAAAGAUCAAGAAGCAUAAUUAGUCUAAAAGAGAUGAUCCAUACGAUAAGGGAUAACAAAGACCUUGAAAUAAACUGGAUAAAAGCCCACGACGGAAACAAAGGGAAUGAGAGUGCGGAUGAAGAAGCCAAAAGGACCACACAAAGAUCCUCAAUAGACAUAACAGUUCUUCUACCGGAACAGUCGGCAAAAUCAAAGAUCCUACAAGAAACACUAAGGACAUGGCAGGAAAGAUGGGAGGAAGAGGAAACGGGCAGAGAAACAUACAAAUAUUACCCGAGAAUAUCUCUCAAAAGGCUCAGGGCAGAUCAUCUAUUGGCUCAAAUAUUUACGAAUCACGGAAGAUUCCCGAGCUAUAUGUCACGCUUUCACAAGCAACAAGUACGGUGCGCCUGCGGCACGAAUGGGUCUUUAGCGAACGCAGCCCACUACCUCCACAGAUGCCCACAACUCACCAAAAUUAGAGCGAAGAUUCUCCCAAGAAUUCCAAGUCCAGAAAUACUGACUACCAGUAAGCGACAUCUAGCGGCAGUGAGGGAACUCAUGAAAAUCAUCUCAGAUCCCUCAAACAACCUAAUUGUGACGACGUGA